AUGACGAUACAUCUUCCGAGAGCUCUUUUGCUCUCUCUAUCAUUCAUUCUCUAUUUCUUUUUGGGGAGCUCGAUUGCAACAACAGUACAACAUGACGUAGCAAGCCACGAUCAUGGCAAGGACAAGUCGGCCCUGCUAUCCGCCGACAACCUUCAUCACCGGAGCAUCGACGACACAAAUAUUGCACUACUAGAUGUUCGACAGCCUGGUCUGCUUGGCAAAAUUGGCAAGGUGGCUUCUGCCGUGAAGAAGGUCGCCGCCCCAGUCAAAAAGGUUGCCACUGCUGCGAAGAAGGCCGUUGCCCCAGCGAAGAAGGUUGCUACUGCUGCGAAGAAGGCCGCUGCCCCAGCCAAAAAGGUUGCUACUGCCGCGAAGAAAGCCGCUGCUCCGGCAAAGAAGGCCGCCACUGCUGUGAAGAAAGCUGCUUCACCAAAGAAGGCUGCCGCCGCUGUAAAGAAAGCUGCUACUUCCAAGAAGGCUACUACACCAAAGAAGGCUACCACAGCUGUUAAGAAGGCCGCUACCUCCAAGAAGGCUGCCGCGCCGAAGAAGGCUGCUACCUCCAAGAAAGCUGCCGCACCGAAGAAGGCUGCUGCUAAGGCAGGUGCCAAGAAGACUCCAGCUAAGGCUGGCAAGACCGCUACCAAGGGCAAGACACCUUCUAAGGCUGGUGCCAAAAAGACUUCUGCUAAAGCCGGAAAGAAGGCUGCCGCACCAAAGAAAGCUGCUGCUAAGGCCGGUGCCAAAAAGACUCCUGCUAAAGCCGGAAAGAAGGCUGCCGCACCAAAGAAAGCUGCUGCUAAGGCCGGCGCCAAAAAAACUCCUGCUAAGGCUGGAAAGAAGGCUGCCGCACCAAAGAAGGCUGCUGGCUCCAAGAAGGCUGCUGCCAAGACUGCUGCUGCCAAGGGCAAGACCACUUCCAAGGCCGGUGCUAAGAAGGCUCCAGCUAAGGCUGCUAAGGGCAAGACCCCUUCUAAGGCUGGAAAGAAGGCUGCUGCGCCAAAGAAAGCUGCUGCUAAGGCUGGUGCCAAGAAGACUCCAGCUAAGGCUGGCAAGACUGCCAAGGGCAAGACUGCUGCCAAGGGCAAGACCCCUUCCAAGGCCGGUGCUAAGAAGACCCCAGCUAAGGCUGGGAAGAAGGCCGCACCAAAGAAAGCUGCCGGCAAGGGCAAGACCCCUUCCAAGGCUGGCGCUAAGAAGACUCCUGCUAAGGCUGGCAAGAAGGCCGCUGCACCAAAGAAAGCUGCCGGCAAGAAAGCUGCUGCCAAAGGCAAAACCUCUUCUAAGGCCGGUGCUAAAAAGACUCCCGCUAAGGCUGGAAAGAAAGCUGCUGCGAAGGGCAAGACUGCUGCCAAAGGAAAGACCCCUUCUAAGGCUGGUGCUAAGAAAGCUGGUGCUAAAAAGACUCCGGCCAAGACUGGCAAGAAACCUGCCGCCAAAGGAAAGACUCCCUCUAAGGCUGCUGGCAAGAAGGCUGGUGCCAAGAAAGCUGGUGCCAAAAAGACUCCGGCUAAGGCCGGGAAGAAAGCUGCAGGCAAGAAGCCUGCUGCUAAGGCCGGUGCUAAGAAGUCUCCAGCCAAGGCUGGUAAGAAAGCUGCUGCUAAGGGCAAGACUGCUACCAAAGGGAAGACCCCUUCCAAGGCUGGUGCUAAGAAAGCUGGUGCUAAAAAGACCCCAGCUAAGGCUGGGAAGAAGGCUACCGGCAAGAAGGCUACUAGUAAGAAGACUCCUUCUAAGGCUGCCGGUAAGAAAGCUGCAGGCAAAAAGUCCCUAGCUAAGGCUGGAAAGAAGACUGCUGGCAAGAAAACUCCUUCUAAGGCUGGUACUAAGAAAGCCGGCGCUAAGAAGACUGCCACCAAAGGAAAGACGCCUUCAAAGGCUGGCAAGAAGGCCACUGGCAAGAAGACUGCUUCUAAGGCUGCUGGAAAGAAAGCUAGCGCUGGUAAGAAGGCUACCCCCAAGGCUGCCGGCAAGAAGGCCGCUGGGAAGAAGACUGCUGCAAAGGCUGGAAAGAAGGCUGCUGGCAAGAAGACUGCUUCUAAGGCUGCUGGCAAGAAAUCUGCUAGCAAGAAGACCCCAGCUAAGACCGGCAAGAAAGCUACUGGCAAGAAGACCGCCCCCAAGGCUGCUGGCAAGAAGGCCCCAGCUAAGGCCGGCAAGAAGACUUCUUCUAAGGCUGCCGGCAAGAAGGCUACUGGCAAGAAGGUUGCUGCUAAGGCCGGUGCCAAGAAGACUCCAGCUAAGGCUGGAAAGAAAGCUGCUGGCAAGAAGACUGCUUCUAAGGCUGCCGGUAAGAAGACUCCUGCUAAGGCCGGCAAGAAAGCUGCUGGUAAGAAAGCUGUCGGCAAGAAGGCUGCUGGAAAGGCUGGAAAGACGACUGCCGGUAAAAAGACUGCCACAAAGGCUGGUGCGAAGGGCAAGUCCGGAGCCAAGAAUGCUUCUGGCAAGAAGACUCCCGCACCCAAGGCUGGUAGUAAGAAGCUUCCUGGCAACACAGCGACCCCGAAGUCCGGUGCCAAGAAGCCUGUAGACAGCAAGACUCCCGUCAAGGACAAGACUGCUUCCAAGGAAAAGACCGAUGGCAAGGAUAAGUCCGCCACUCCAAAGGCUGCUGCGAAGUCCGCUCCGGUGAGCUGCCCUUUGAGGCGAAAGGGAAAGCGAGAUGGAUCAGACACCGAAUGCGGCGGCGGCGGUUCGGAACCGGCAGCAGCAUCAAAUGAGCCCCACAGAGAUCCAGAGAAUAAGCUGGGAAUGAAGCCGCAUGAAUUCGAUGUCGGCCCCAAUGACAAGAAACCGAAGGCCUACGGAACAGUUCUCAAAGUGAAUGAGGGUAAAGAAGUCUCAGACGAGCAGCUUGUCAGCAUGGCCAAGAACGCCCAUGUUUGGGCUGGCAAGCAGCCCGGAAAGACGCCCACAGUGACGACUGCCGGCACUGAUGGAAAGGAAAUCAUUAUUGAGACCUCUCAGAAGGAUGGCACCGCCCGAUACAAAGAAGAGAAGACUGGCGAGGAUGGCUCGAAAGAGCCAAAGCAUCCUGACACCCAACAGCAUAUGAGUAACUCUGAGGAUCAAUGGAAGGAGGAAGGUCGACCAAAGCCUGUCCAUGGAAACGGAGGAAAAUGCGGCGAAAUCAAUACCAUGUGCACAUACGAGCAACGAAACCCCGGCAAGAAUAUUCAAGAUGCGAACUACAGAAUGGUCUCUGUCCAUACCGAAACGAAGCCUGACAAGGGCGAAACCCUCAAGGAAGAGCAUGUCGGCGUCUGGGCACCUUGCGAUGGUAGGGGAAGUCCUAAAGAUCAGGGAGGUUGCAACACCGUAACCCAGAAAGCCAACAUCAAUGUCAUUCCAGACAACACCCCAGCUGCUCCAUACAAUCACGACGAUUACACAGUUGCGGAAUAA
Messenger RNA from Clonostachys rhizophaga, 3405 nucleotides. NCBI's taxonomy places the organism in Eukaryota, Fungi, Ascomycota, Sordariomycetes, Hypocreales, Bionectriaceae. The record is from the annotation of a GenBank genome assembly.